Rhipicephalus microplus (southern cattle tick) is the source of this 885-nucleotide messenger RNA. RefSeq names its product mitochondrial ribosomal protein S26 (gene mRpS26). The record is from RefSeq and is a predicted model, not a curated record. Gene Ontology annotation, cellular component: mitochondrial small ribosomal subunit. NCBI's taxonomy places the organism in Eukaryota, Metazoa, Arthropoda, Arachnida, Ixodida, Ixodidae.
CUCGCGCCGCCGCCGGUCGAAGCCGCCUCGGCGCACGCCUGUAGCUGUGAGCUGCGGCCCGCGGGAGAAGUGGCUCGAUAUGUUGGCCUCGAUGCUUCCAAAAGCAGUUUUGUCGCCUUUACGAAGUGCUGCUUACGAUGCUACUCUUCAUCGUUCGGAAAUGUCUCUGUUGCUGGGUGUGCAGCAAGUGAGAUGGAAGAAGCCCAAGGGCACGAAACCUCGGUGGAUGCCGAUUGCCCCCAGCAAGCUUUUCAAAAUUAAUUUGGGACCACCGAAAGAUCCAGAAGAAAUCGCAGUGCUCAGCCGCUUGACCGCUGCCUAUAAAACCGAAAUGAAAGCAAUCAGAAACUUUUGGAGGGAUGAACACCUGAAAGACCUCGAAUUGGCUGACAAGCACUCAGCCCUGUCUCAAGAGGAAGAGCGAGAGCACGAGCGCCUUCUUGAAGAAAAUGAAAAGGAAAACCAGAGGGUUGCUGUACUAAGGAUGGAAAGAAACAAGCAGGAAGAAGCGAAGAGAGUGGAGGAGCUCUUGCAGAGGGAAGCUGAGGCAAAAGCCAAGCUUUUGCAGUUCAAAGAGCGAAUUGAGGAGAUUGUGAGGCUUGAAAAGAAGAGAAGUUCCACGUAUGUCACCCUCGAGAAUUUGGACCAAGCCAUAGAAUUUGCCAUUGAAAACCCAGUCAGCUACAGCUAUGCCAUCGAUCAACAAGGAAAGGAAAUUUGGGAGGGAACGCCUCACUAUGAGCUGUACAAAGAAGGGCCUGCACAUGCCUACGCAAUACCCAGAAGGAAACGAUUUUAAUUUCGAUGCAAGAAUAUAAUCAAUGAGAACCUAGUACUGUUGAAAUGUAUAGUAUUAAACUGUGCAGUAAUUUUUGUACUGUUUAA